CCCAGAUAGGGGAGCGGAGGUGGCGGUAGCGGCGGCCUUGGUUGUCUUCCAGUCUCCUCGGCUCGCCCUCUAGCCGGCACCUCUCCCCUUCCCUCCCCCUUCCUUCUCUCCUUCCUUCCUUUCCUUCCUUCCUUUUCCCCCCCUUCCCCUCCUCCCUUCCCCGUCGGCAACCGGCGGGGGCGGUUCCAAGCAACGGCCGGGCCCGGGCGUUGACGAGGGCCUUCACAAGCCAGGAAUCACGGCGACGGCGAAAGCCCGGAGUUCUCAGGGCGGGGGGAAGGGCCGGGCCGUGGAAAUGGAGAAUUCACAGCUCUGUAAGCUGUUCAUCGGUGGCCUCAAUGUGCAGACGAGUGAGUCCGGCCUACGCGGUCAUUUUGAGGCGUUUGGGACGCUGACGGAUUGCGUGGUGGUUGUGAAUCCCCAAACGAAGCGCUCCCGUUGCUUCGGCUUCGUGACCUACUCGAACGUGGAGGAGGCGGACGCCGCCAUGGCCGCCUCGCCGCACGCCGUGGACGGCAACACGGUGGAGCUGAAGCGAGCGGUGUCGCGCGAGGAUUCGGCGCGGCCCGGCGCCCACGCCAAGGUGAAGAAGCUGUUUGUCGGGGGCCUGAAGGGCGACGUGGCGGAGGGCGACCUGAUCGAGCAUUUCUCGCAGUUCGGCGCGGUGGAGAAGGCGGAGAUUAUCGCCGACAAGCAAUCGGGCAAGAAGCGCGGCUUCGGCUUCGUCUACUUCCAGAAUCACGACGCAGCCGACAAAGCGGCGGUGGUGAAGUUCCACCCGAUCCAAGGCCACCGCGUGGAGGUGAAGAAGGCGGUCCCCAAGGAGGACAUCCACGCCGGCGGUGGAGGCGGCGGCGGCGGCGGCGGCGCGCGGGCCUCCCGCGGUGGCCGUGGUGGCCGAGGUCGCGGCGGGGGUCGCGAUCAAAACGGGCUGGCCAAGGGCGGCGGCGGCGGCUACAACAGCUACGGCGGCUACGGCGGCGGCGGCGGCUACGGCGCCUAUGGCGGUGGCGGCGGCUCGUCGUACGGGGGCAGCGACUACGGGAACGGCUUCGGCGGCUUCGGCUCGUACAGCCAGCACCAGUCGUCGUACGGGCCGAUGAAGAGCGGCGGCGGCGGCGGCGGCAGCUGGGGCGGCCGCAGCAGCAGCGGACCGUACCGGGGUGGCUACGGUGGCCGGCGGCGGCGGCGGCGGGGCGGCGGCGGUGGCUACGGGGGCAGCUCGUUCUAGGAGGGCGCCACCCGCGCCCUUCGUCGGCGUCUGACGCCCUCCCGCGGGGGGCCGCGCGCUCCCCAGGCUGCUCGCCCUCGCGCUGUCCCCCACCCCUCCCCGGGUUUGCCUGCCACCUCUGGUCUCUUGCCUCUCCCCCACCCCCCAAAGAUGGACUCGGCCCCCCACACACAUUUUGUGUUACAGUCAUUGAUGGACUCUAUUUUUUUAUUAUUACUUGGACCUUGGUCGUUUUUAUACUAGCAAAAAUGUCUUGUUUG
Molecule: messenger RNA, 1491 nt
Organism: Castor canadensis (American beaver)
Lineage: Eukaryota; Metazoa; Chordata; Mammalia; Rodentia; Castoridae
Gene: Hnrnpa0
Product: heterogeneous nuclear ribonucleoprotein A0
Biological process (GO): mRNA splicing, via spliceosome
Cellular component (GO): catalytic step 2 spliceosome
Molecular function (GO): mRNA 3'-UTR binding
Source: RefSeq, a predicted model, not a curated record